This is a messenger RNA of Anisakis simplex (herring worm), 864 nucleotides long. The record is from the annotation of a GenBank genome assembly. NCBI's taxonomy places the organism in Eukaryota, Metazoa, Nematoda, Chromadorea, Rhabditida, Anisakidae.
GUGAACGAAUUCUACCCAGAAAUAAAAGGAGAAACAACGAUGUCCAGUGAGUGCUGCUUACGAUUCGUGUUCUUAAUCACCGCAAUGACAGUAGUAUUUUUUUGCUCAUCGAAUGCGGCUCCGGCCGUUUGUCGUACGUGUACGAAUGGUGCAUGCAACAAUACUGACGAUGCAUCUACUGAUUUCGACAGCGCGUUAACGGGCAGCAAUCGCACAAAACGGGCAUCAACAAUAGAACAACGCAGUUGCGUACAAUUUCAACUCGAAAUGGUCUUAAUUCCACUCUCAAUUGCGAUGAUUCCUGUCGGCUUAUGUGCUCUUCUACUUUGUGCAUGUUGCUGUGGACCCGAAGAAUCGAGAGGUAAGAUACCAGAUCGAUUCACCAAAAAAGGCAACAGUAGCAGAGAUAAUAAAAGCGGUAAAUCAUUAUCAUGCGCAAAUUCGAAGAAAGAUGUAAAUGAAGUGGAUGAUAUUGAGUUGGUUUACAAAGAUGGCGUGGUAAUGCGACGUGAUAGCAAAAAGACACGCUUCAGUACGGCCGUGUCGAUAAUUGAAGCUAGACGUAUCAGUAUUGAUAUUCUUGAGCAUCAAAAUGAUCGUAGACAAUCCAUUUUCUCGAUUGGAGACGAUAAUAAAGACGAUUCCUUAUCGAAUGCCAACCAUGAUGCACCGGACCACGAACAACAACAACAACCGAGCUGUUGUCAACAAGGGGAACUACAAGAAGAUGUUUGUCCUCGAAAGAAUGCAUCUUGCUCAGCCAAUAAUAGUGACGAUCUCAGCGGUGAGUGCAUUCAUUCAUUCAUGAUCGCUUCCAAUAAACUACCGUUCAAAAACGACCCACUUCAGUCAAAUCAAUACUAA